AUGGUUCGAUACGACAGAAAUCCGCGGAGGCGGUCAUCAACGCCAAAUUUAAAGCUGUCGCCAGCCCAAAUGGCCGCGCUGCAGACUGCGGACCCAGCUUCACCGCCCGACACUCCUGUCACCUCACCAGACUUCCCCCGCAAGGAUAACCCAGCGGCAUUUUACCUGUUGGCGAAUUCCCUUGCUCAAGACCCAAAUAUCAGGCCAUAUGGGAGUGGCCAUCAGUUCAGUUAUCGCCCGCUGGAACAAUUGAGCCCGCGAUCAUCAUCCUCGUCCGAAGCCGACAAGGAGCAUUCGAUUAGUGGCGAUUCUUCCGAUAGCGCUAGCGUUGUUAGCCUGCCAACCUCGGCGCAGCGAUUGCGACAUGAUGCUUCGGUCGAAAAGAAUGCCUUGGAGUUGCACGAGCUGGAUGCAUCUGGGGAUGCAGAUGCAGAUGCAGAAUCUGAGUCUGAGGCUGAUUGCGAGGCGGAGACAGACAAGCUUAAGCGAGCAAGGCUUGCGCACGGCCCCGCGACAAGCAUCCCUGAGCGCUGCGACUUUACGAUUGACUUUACGAUUGAGGAUAUGGAUCCGAUGGACAGUGAGUGGGAAGGCCUGGAUGUCGUCUACCCCACUGAGAUUGAGAGUGAAUCCGAUGUCGAGGCGCCUCUAAGCCAGUCUGCGUCUCAGCAGAGGGAUCUGGACCAAGACAUGAUGCAAGACCUCGAGAAUCUUAAUUGCAGCAACGAGGCAUCUGAUGAUGAGACUGAGGAUGACGAAGAGUCGGAGUUCAUGAGAAGGCAGCAGGAGCUGAAGCGCAUUCGAAGAGUGAGCAUGUCGAGCAGCUUCGGUAAGAGGACGCACAGCGAGCUGAGCGACUCGGACGACAACGACUGCGCCCUUGACGUCAAUGAGGCCGGCUCCAGCGCUCGGCGAUUUCGCAAGAGGGUCCACCGCGGAAGCUUACUGUUCCAGGAUCCCCCCGCGCCUCGAAUUGAUGAGCUAGAAGAGCCCAAUUCGAGCGAGGAUGAAUAUGCCAACGAGAUGCGCCUUGCGCAGGAGCUACCAUACCAUGCAAUGGAGAUUAUGGAUACAGACUCGAGUUGA
Messenger RNA from Trichoderma asperellum CBS 433.97, 1086 nucleotides. RefSeq lists its product as uncharacterized. NCBI's taxonomy places the organism in Eukaryota, Fungi, Ascomycota, Sordariomycetes, Hypocreales, Hypocreaceae. The record is from RefSeq and is a predicted model, not a curated record.